This is a messenger RNA of Eimeria mitis, 318 nucleotides long. RefSeq lists its product as uncharacterized. NCBI's taxonomy places the organism in Eukaryota, Apicomplexa, Conoidasida, Eucoccidiorida, Eimeriidae. The transcript is spliced from 2 exons. Bases 1 to 318 code for a protein of 105 amino acids. The record is from RefSeq and is a predicted model, not a curated record.
AUGAGGGCCCCCAAGCCGUCAGCAACUGCUGCUGCUGCUGCCUCCACCACCACCGUAGGAGGCGGCCCUGCAGCAGCAGCAGCAGCAGCAGCACGAACAACAACAGCAGCAUUAGCAGCAACAGCAGCAGCAGCGCCUUGCAGCAGCCAACUCGUGCUGCUACAUGCCCUAGGCGCAUUACCAACAAACAUGCCAGCAGCAACAGCAACGGGACACCACGAGCAGCAACAGCAGCAGCAACAGCAGCAGCAACAGCAGCAGCAACAGCAGCAGCAACAGCAGCAGCAAACAGCAGCAAGAACAACAGCAUCAGCAUGA